AUGCGCUUGAUUAUAUCCACUGCCGCUUUACUUGCCUAUGCUGGCUUUAGCACGGCUAAUGUAUGCACUCUUGUUGGCUAUACUUGGGAAGACCAGGACGUCUUCGGCGGUGUCUCCGGCGAAGCCUAUGGCGAUGAAGGCUUCGAGCUCUACUACCAAGGAGGCGUUCAUAUUUCCGGUGGAGUCUUCAGCAGAGAUGGCGGUGCCUUCAACUCAGUAGCGAAACAUACAAUCGACCAACAUUAUCUUCAUACUGCCGAGUCUAUUAUUGUGAGCUUGAUUCAAUUCGUCCCUCGAUCGUGGGACUUUGACCACAGAAUGUAA
Trichoderma gamsii is the source of this 324-nucleotide messenger RNA. RefSeq lists its product as hypothetical. Lineage: Eukaryota; Fungi; Ascomycota; Sordariomycetes; Hypocreales; Hypocreaceae. The transcript is spliced from 2 exons. The record is from RefSeq and is a predicted model, not a curated record. Bases 1 to 324 code for a protein of 107 amino acids.